AUGUCAGCUUUCUGCCUCAACUUGCACACAUCUACCGCCGCGAUUUCAGCACCACCCGAACUGGAAAGCGACUGCAUGGCGCACCUGCUAGAUCAGGGCAACAAAACCCCACAAGAAACGGGAGGAUUUCAGGGCCACUCGCUGCUACACACCGGCUCUGGAGGCCUCGGGAUGGCGUUGGAAGAGGAAUUGGCCAUGCUUACCGGGGAGCAGGACGACGAGGAGGAGGAGGAAGAGUUAUCCGAAUUGGAGACGCCUGUAAUGGGACAGAAUACAGACUUUUUGUUGCUCUUCCGUCAAAAAGAGAAGGACUUGGUUUUAGCUGCUAAACUCGGCAAGGCACUGCUAGAGCGAAACCAAGACCUGACUAAGCAAUAUGAGAAAAUGAACAAAGAUCUUAACGAUAAACUUGAGCACCUGGAGCAGGAGAAGCAUGAACUGCGGCGGCGGCUGGAGAACAAGGAGGGGGAGUGGGAGGACCGUGUGGCGGAGCUGGAGACAGACGUCCAGCAGCUGCAGGGAGAGCUGGAGCGCCAUCAGGUCCAGCUGAGAGAGGCCGACCGUGACAAGUCCACUGCCAUCAGGGAGUUGUCAGAGCAAAACCACCGCCUGCUGGAGCAACUCAACCGGGCUACAGAGGUGGAGAGGCAGCUGUCCACUCAGGUCCACUCGUUACGGGAUGACUUCAGAGAGAAGAGCAUCUCCACCAACCAGCACAUGACACGACUAGAGAGCCUACAGGCUGAGAUUAAGAUGCUGUCGGAGCGUAAGAGAGAGCUGGAGGAUCAGGUUAAUGCCGUACUAGAGGAAAACGAGCUACUGCAGAACACUGUUGACGACCUGAGGGAAGGGACACUAGUGCUGGAGAAACAGUACCACGAGAAGGUCUUACAGUUACGGCAGAGCCAGCUGGAGCUCCAGGAGGUACGGGUGUCCCACAGACAUCUGAGUGCCCGCUUUGAGGAGUUCACAGAGGAGAGAAGUCUCCAAGGCCUAAGCCCAAACCCUGCCAGCCUACUCUGUGAGAUAGAACAGAGCAUGGAGCAAGAGGAGCAGGAACAGGAGAGGGAGCAGCUGCGUCUCCAGCUGUGGGAAGCCUACUGCCAGGUGCGCUCUCUCGUCUCCCACCUGCGAGGCAACGACAUCACAGACUCAGCCCUGUCCACAGACUCCUCCAUGGACGAGUCCUCUGAGACAUCCUCAGCCAAGGACGUUCCCAUGGGGAGCCUACAUGCCAGUCUACUGGAGCUACGCAGACUCACACAGAACCUGCUAGACGGCAAUGAGUCCACGGGUUCUCGGCGAAGUGACGAGGAGGCUCUAGAGGACCAAGUUCGAAAGCUUGGGGAAGAGCUGAGAGGAGUGAGAGAGCUGUACGAAGCAGAGCAGGAUAGAACACGGAACAGCCAAGAAGAGGUUCUACAACUCCAUAAUCAGAUUGCGAUGCUUUCUGUGGAGAUGUGCUCUGUACAGGAGGAGAGUGAGCGUAUGAGGGCCAUGUCUGAAGCACGAGACCCCAGUGAACAGCUCCAAAGUGCUAUACAAGACCGAGACGACGCUAUUUCCAAGAAGAAAGUGGUGGAGACGGAGCUGGCCAAGUGUAAGAUAGAUAUCAUGUCUCUGAACAGCCAGCUCCUGGACGCCAUCCAGCAGAAGCUGAACCUAUCACAGCAGCUGGAGGCCUGGCAGGAUGAUAUGCACAGUAUGAUUGAUCAGCAGCUCAUGGAAAAGCACCAGGAGGAGUGGAGGGUGACCCCCUACUCCCUCGCUGGGUCCUCCGGGGGCCCCUCCGGCCAGUCCUCCAGACGAGCCCAUCGCCUCUCCGAUGGAGACAAGCGGCUCUUUUCCUUCUUCAAAAAGAACUGA
This is a messenger RNA of Salvelinus namaycush (lake trout), 1866 nucleotides long. RefSeq names its product BICD family like cargo adaptor 1 (gene bicdl1). Lineage: Eukaryota; Metazoa; Chordata; Actinopteri; Salmoniformes; Salmonidae. The record is from RefSeq and is a predicted model, not a curated record. Gene Ontology annotation, biological process: vesicle transport along microtubule; Golgi to secretory granule transport. The transcript is spliced from 10 exons. The coding region runs from base 1 to 1866 and encodes 621 amino acids.